Molecule: messenger RNA, 1733 nt
Organism: Cynocephalus volans (Philippine flying lemur)
Lineage: Eukaryota; Metazoa; Chordata; Mammalia; Dermoptera; Cynocephalidae
Gene: LUM
Product: lumican
Exons: 3
Coding region: 157-1176 (339 amino acids)
Molecular function (GO): protein binding; collagen binding
Source: RefSeq, a predicted model, not a curated record
CGCCCUUCUGCUCUUGUAUCACUAAGAAUCUGGCAGCCAGUUCCGUCCUGACAGAGUUUACGGCAUAUAUUGGUGGAUUCUGGUCCAUAGUGCAUCUGCUUUAAGAAUUAACAAAAGCACUGUCAAGACAGUAAGGAUUCAAACAAUUUGUCAAAAAUGAAUUUAGGUGCAUUUACUCUCUUUUUGGCAUUAAUCGUUGGUGCCAGUGGCCAAUACUACGACGAUUAUGAGUUCCCCAUAUCAAUGUAUGGGGCAUCAUCACCAAACUGUGCACCAGAAUGUAACUGUCCUGCAGACUAUCCUUCUGCCAUGUACUGUGAUGAGCUGAAAUUGAAAAGUGUGCCAAUGGUACCUCCUGGAAUCAAGUAUCUUUACCUUAGGAAUAACCAGAUUGACCAUAUUGAUGAAAAGGCUUUUGAAAAUGUAACUGAUCUGCAGUGGCUCAUUCUAGAUUACAACCUUCUAGAGAACUCCAAGAUAAAAGGGAAAACAUUUUCUAGACUGAAACAACUGAAGAAGUUGCAUAUAAAUCACAACAAUCUGACAGAGUCUGUGGGCCCACUCCCCAAAUCUCUGGAGGAUUUGCAACUUACUCAUAACAAGAUCACAAAGCUUGGCUCCUUCGAUGGACUGGUAAACCUAACCUUCGUCAAUCUUCAACAUAAUCAGCUGAAAGAGGAGGCCGUUUCAGCUGCUUUUAAAGGUCUCAAAUCACUUGAGUACCUUGACUUGAGCUUCAACCAGAUGACCAAACUCCCUUCUGGUCUCCCAACAUCUAUUUUAACUCUUUACUUAGACAACAAUAAGAUCAGCAACAUCCCUGAUGAAUAUUUCAAGCGUUUUACUGGGCUGCAGUAUCUGCGUUUAUCUCACAAUGAACUGGCUGAUAGUGGCGUACCUGGAAAUUCUUUUAAUGUAUCAUCCCUGGUCGAGCUGGAUCUCUCCUAUAAUAAGCUUAAAAGCAUACCGACUGUAAAUGAAAACCUUGAAAACUAUUACCUGGAGGUUAAUGAACUGGAAAAGUUUGAUGUAAAGAGCUUCUGUAGGAUCCUGGGUCCACUAUCCUACUCCAAGAUGAAGCAUUUGCGUUUAGAUGGCAAUCGCAUCACCCAAACCAAUCUGCCACCUGAUAUGUACGAAUGUCUACGUGUGGCAAAAGACAUCACCAUCAAUUAACAUCUUCUAUUUCCAAUUAUACCGAGAUGUAUCCAGGAGCAAUACCUUAUAAUUCUGUUUUGGUGUGUGUGAAAAUUCAGUUUUCAUAAUAUCCAUUUUUUGUUGUUGUUUAUUACUUCCAUGAAUUUUAAACUCUGAGGGAAAAUGUUUUGUAAACAUUUACCACUGUUUUUUUUUUUUUAAAGAAAAGAUGAAAGGCAGGCCUAUUUCAUCACAAGAACACACACAUACACACAAAUAGAAACCACACUUACUACUUUAUUUGUAAAUUUAGUGUUUCUGUAUCUCUGUUGUCAAAUGACAUGUAAAGCCUUUUACUGGUUGCAUGGAAGUCAGCCAAUUUUAUAAUUCCUAAAUCUUAACUUAAUGUGCCCAAAAAAGCAAGGACUAUAUAUGUAUGGAUGUUUACUGUCUUGAACCCCAUUAUCUCAAUAUGUUCAAAUUUGUUUAGUUAAAGGUAAGUGGCAUACUUCGAGCUCAAUAAUUUUGCAAAAUACUAGACAAAAUUUAUGAAGCCACAUGCACUUAAAGUUUUUUAGUGUUAAAAAUUAACAUAC